Cataglyphis hispanica is the source of this 2479-nucleotide messenger RNA. RefSeq names its product endocuticle structural glycoprotein SgAbd-1-like. Gene Ontology annotation, cellular component: chitin-based extracellular matrix. The transcript is spliced from 3 exons. Gene Ontology annotation, molecular function: structural constituent of chitin-based larval cuticle. The record is from RefSeq and is a predicted model, not a curated record. Lineage: Eukaryota; Metazoa; Arthropoda; Insecta; Hymenoptera; Formicidae. Bases 206 to 646 code for a protein of 146 amino acids.
GUCUCGGCGACUAUAAAGCCACUCCGAGCCACCUAAGCUCGCAUCUUUUUAACUGCAGUUAACACGAGAGUCUCGUACGUGGCUUUUCGGUAGAUUCGCGUGUACUUUUCGCACACGUAGUGGUACGUAAGGGUGCACUGAUUGUAAGUCGAAAACGAUUGAAGAAUCCGCCUGUCCUGACUUCCGGAAUACGUCAAAAAUCAUCAUGAAGAUCUUCAUACUGCUACUCGGCUUGACAAUGAUGGCGAGCGCACAACUCAAUAGGUUUCCGACUCCACAGCCGACGCAAUAUUAUAAUCCCAAUUACUACGGCCGGCCUUUCUACGCUAUACUGCGACAAUCGCAAGACGCCUCGCCGGACGGAUCGUAUUCUUACAGCUAUGACACGGAAAACGGUAUCUCCGUAGCGGAGACGGGGCAGCCAAAGAACAUUGGACCUAAUCAGAUCGAGGCGGUCAGAGGUCAAUACAGUUACACGGCACCGGACGGUACGCCGAUUGUGGUCACUUACACGGCUGAUGAGAAAGGCUUCUUGGCGAGCGGCGCCCACCUGCCGACACCUCCGCCAAUACCGGUGGCGAUACAACGCGCCCUGGCAUAUAAUGCGGCUCAUCCUGAAGAAGAUGAUUCCUACAGGAGAUAUUAGAGCUCGCUAUGUCUACGCUAGGACCACUCAACUCGCUUCGAUAUGUCAAAUACGUGGAGCUAUAAGUUGCUGUUUUGAGAUCUUCGCUUUUCAAAUAUCUCAAUGAUACAUUUUAUCGUUAUCCAUCAUUUAAUCAUUUACGAGAUUCUUUCGAAGCGGGUGGUUUGACCGGCUAUUAAUUAUGGAAAUAAAUAUCACAGUGGAAAAGCGGUUAAAUUUUAUGUCUUCUCCUCGUGCUCUGUCGAAAAUAUUUCUGAAAAUCGAAGAUCGUGUUUGUCGAUCAUGCGUAAUUGUUAUAUAAAUAAGCUUUAUCGAGAAGUAUUGAUGUCAAAAUUAGGCAAACGAGACAAAGCACGAUUAGACGACAUAAUAUAAGAUCGAUGAGUACAAGCGACAAGAAAGUACAAGAAUAAAAAUAAAAGAUAUGAAAUAUCAUUCUUAAAUUUUUUUAAAUUUCUCUCUCUUAAAAUUAUUAUAUUAUUAUAUUCUUAAAAUUUUGACCAAUAUAUGUAAGACAAAAAAUAUUGCAUGAAUAUUUUGUUUUACUAAAAACUUAUAUUUUUUGAUAUAGAUAUUAUUAAAAAUAUAUAGAUAUAAUUAAAAAAGAUGCUCCAUUAAAAUAUAAUUUGCUUCGCAAAAAUAAUAUUCCAUAUAUUUUAAAUAGCCGCGAUUAAAGUGUAACAAAAGGAAAAUUGUAUAAAAAAUGCUGUAAUUUAUGGAUAAAAUUGGUAAGCGAUAAUUAUUGUUAUUAAAGUCCAAAUUAUAAUAAAAUAUACGUUGAGCAAAAUGAUCAUACAUUACAUGUGCUAUGCACAACAUCCUAUGUUCAGUAAAAUUCAAUAUUAUACGAGAUAUAAUCUUAAAUAAAAAUUACGAAAUUAUCUUAUUUUUAUCCGAGAGAGAUCAAUAUAUUAGAGAAAUUAGAAAGUUUAUGUUGAGCGGUGCGAUAUUUUCGGAUUAAGUUAUUUCUUGAUCUGUCAAACGAUUACUUCACUUGAAAAAAGUCGCGUUUAUAUAAUAAACACGCACAGAUUACUUUAUCGCUCCAUACCAAAUUAAAUUACGCAUCAUUUUGAAUAUAUGAAAUUUGAAUUAAAUGGAAGCAAUGUUGCUCGUACUCAUCGUGAUGACAGAGCUUAUCGUUUAAAACAUGCCUUAACUCUAAGCAGUAUAAAGUUGAGUCCGUGUAAAAGUAUCAAAUUGAUAAAACUUGUGUGUUAUAAGAAAUUUUACACAUAUCUAUUUUUAAAGAGAGAAUUAAAUUUUUUUUAUUAAAUAAAUGUGUGCAAAAUUUUUAAGAAAAGAAGCGGACUCAAUGAUAAUUCUUUAUAUUACAAAUUUGUUGGAAUUUUAUAUUAUACUGUUUAAAGUUAGCUGACAAAUCAAUGAUAUUAUCAAUGACAAAUUAAUGAUAUUCCGUGCGUAUCUCUUAAAGAUUUACUAAAUAUUAAGUGUUCGCUUUGUUGAUUAUACUAUGAAAAUAUUACUGAGAGAUUGCUCUUGCGAGCAUCGAUUUCUCGAAUAUUUCAUUUUUUUAUUCGGCGAAAAGUUAUACAGAGACAAGGGAGGAAAUAGAAAUUUUGGCAAUGUAAAUGUGUAAACGACAAUAUGUCAUAUCUCAUAAUUGUGUUGUAUUGUAUCAUAUAUGCUAUCUUAUUAAAUCGUUUAAUAACUUAUGCGUAUCCACGUAUUCCAAGUAUCAUAAUCACAUCUAUUAUUAUGACGCGUCGUCUAGAUACGUAUUAAAGACCCGUUCUCCGUGCCUUUUAACAAGAUUUUUAACAAACUGGGAAUGAUCAUCGUACAUAAUAAAUUAUGUUAUUACGCAAAAAA